CAUGGGUUCUAUGACCUAUUGACCUUUGUUGAUAAUUGAUUAUUCAUGGACGGGAAUUCGGGUUCGGAUACGACGAGGCCGCUGCUGGCCAAGAAUGAUCGGAGCUCCGCCGAACACGGUGGUUGGAUAGGCCGAAUCACUCGCCGAAACUCUGUUAACUCGCUCAGAGCCGCCUUCCUGUCCAAGCUUCCCGAUAAGGUCCGUUCUGGCCUUGACUCUGAGUCUCCUUUCGACCUUGAUCUCUCCACCACCACCGCCUUAAGCCAAGGAGAGAAAGAAUACUAUGAAAGACAAUUUGCUACUCUAAAAUCAUUUGAGGAAGUGGACUCUGUGGUGUCAUCUGAUUGUGUUGUUGAGGAUGACGAUGAGGAACAGAUUCAGCAAGAAAGAGCAAUGAAGAUCUCUAAUUAUGCGAAUAUAGUUUUGUUGAUAUUAAAGAUUUAUGCCACAUUAAGGAGUGGGUCAAUAGCUAUUGCAGCAUCAACUCUGGACUCCCUACUUGAUCUUAUGGCUGGUGGCAUACUUUGGUUCACUCACGUUGCAAUGAAGAAUAUAAAUAUCUACAAAUACCCAAUUGGAAAGCUGAGGGUGCAGCCUGUAGGCAUAAUUAUCUUUGCUGCUGUCAUGGCAACACUUGGAUUUCAAGUAUUAAUCACCGCUGUAGAACAACUAAUACAAAACAAACCUCCUGAAAAGAUGUCUGCUGAACAACUAAUAUGGUUGUACUCUAUUAUGAUAUUUGCAACGGUAGUGAAGCUUAUGCUCUGGUUUUACUGUAGAAGUUCAAAAAACAAGAUUGUCCGUGCCUAUGCAGAUGAUCACCACUUCGAUGUUGUGACAAAUGUGGUUGGAUUAGUUGCGGCUGUUCUUGGUGAUAAAUAUUAUUGGUGGAUUGACCCAGUUGGUGCUAUUUUGCUUGCUAUUUACACCAUCUCAAAUUGGUCUCGCACUGUCAUGGAAAAUGCAGUUUCACUAGUGGGACAGUCUGCACCUCCUGAAGUUAUGCAGAAGCUAACAUAUCUCGUUAUAAGGCACCCUCAAAUUAAACGUGUUGACACUGUCCGUGCAUACACAUUUGGCGUUCUAUAUUUUGUGGAGGUUGACAUCGAACUGCCAGAAGAUUUACCCUUAAAAGAAGCGCAUACCAUUGGAGAGAGCCUACAGAUAAAUCUUGAGAAACUUCCAGAAGUUGAGCGUGCUUUUGUUCAUCUAGACUUUGAAUGUGAUCACAAACCAGAGCACUCAGUUCUCAGCAAGUUGCCCAACUUAGGGGAUUGAGCCUGAAUUUCUUCAUGAAAAGUAAAACUGUAACAGAGCAGGAUCCAUCUGUUGGCUUAUUGUGAAAACCUGAAUCUCUUACAUAUCGGUAAAAGCUGAUGCGGCAACCAUGCUGUUGGCACACUUCCAAUCAUUUUUAAACCAAGCAAAUUUCCUUAAGUUCCAUCGGCAAGUUACAAACUUUUCAAGGUCAUUCAAAGUUCGUUAGUUAUAUAGUUCAUUUUGAAAUAAAAUAAAGCCUUGAUGAAUAACCUGUAAUAUCAUGGACAAGAUGGAUAUGGUAACUAGGUAGCAGAGAGGGCAAUGAUGAAUUGAAAGCCGGGAGAUUAUAUAAGGGGCAAAUGAUAAUUUAAUUUGGCUUUAGUCAAGAA
This is a messenger RNA of Gastrolobium bilobum, 1649 nucleotides long. Its product is annotated as metal tolerance protein 4. The transcript has 7 exons. Lineage: Eukaryota; Viridiplantae; Streptophyta; Magnoliopsida; Fabales; Fabaceae. Gene Ontology annotation, cellular component: membrane. The record is from RefSeq and is a predicted model, not a curated record. Gene Ontology annotation, molecular function: manganese ion transmembrane transporter activity. The coding region runs from base 46 to 1278 and encodes 410 amino acids. Gene Ontology annotation, biological process: transmembrane transport; monoatomic cation transport.